Molecule: messenger RNA, 810 nt
Organism: Helianthus annuus (common sunflower)
Lineage: Eukaryota; Viridiplantae; Streptophyta; Magnoliopsida; Asterales; Asteraceae
Product: disease resistance protein RUN1
Exons: 2
Coding region: 1-810 (269 amino acids)
Molecular function (GO): protein binding
Source: RefSeq, a predicted model, not a curated record
AUGUUCCAUCCAGCAUCUAAACUACCAGAGAACCUAGGAGAUUUAGAAAGUUUGAAUACACUACUUCUAAGAUCAACCAAGAUAAGAGAUGUUCCAUCCAGCAUCUGUAAGCUAAAGCAUCUCGAAUAUCUUAACCUUGCUUGUUGUUCUGAACUUGAGAAACUACCAAAGAACCUAGGAGAUUUAGAAAGUUUGAAGACACUAGAUCUAACAUCAACCAAAAUAAGAGAUGUUCCAUCCAACAUCUGUAAGCUAAAGCAUCUCAAAGAGCUUUACCUUUCUAAUUGUUCUGGACUUGAGAAACUACCAGAGAACCUAGGAGAUUUAGAAAGUUUGAAUAAACUAUGGGUAACAUCAACCAAGAUAAGAGAUGUUCCAUCCAGCAUUUGUAAGUUAAAACAUCUCAAGGAGCUUUACCUUUCUAAUUGUUUUGAGAAACUACCAGAGAACCUAGGAGAUUUAGAAAGUUUGAAUAGACUAAGUGUAACAUCAACCAAGAUAAGAGAUGUUCCAUCCAGCAUCUGUAAGUUAAAGCAUCUCAAAGAGCUUCACCUUUCUAAUUGUUCUGAACUUGAGAAACUACCGCAGAACCUAGGAGAAUUAGAAAGUUUGAAAUAUUUAAAUCUAGUGAAUACUCCUAUAAGUCAUCUUCCCGAUAGCAUUUCUUUGUUGAAAGAUCUUGAAAUUAAUGGAUACGAAAAAGGGAUUGUUCCAAAUGCAAUUCUAGUUCAAGAACAACAUAUUACAUUUGCUCCCAAAAGGAGAAGGGCCAAUACUGAAGCAACAACAAGUGAUGCAGGUUUUUGUUGA